AUGAAGCACCAUGAUUUCACUGUCACCACAUACAACAUGCUAGCCCGAAGUUUGGGCACAAACACCAUUCCCUGGGUCAUGGAUGUUUCGCCUUCCAUUCAACGCCGGAUCGAACAAGCGUCCUCGUACGAUACAUUCUCCAAGUGGGUGGACAAUGUGUUGAUGCCCGAAUACCUGCAACACUUUCACAAGAACUUUGCUUCUGGAAAUUAUGCAGCCAUGAGAAAGUUCUGGGGGGUACCAAAUUGUCAAUCAGCGAACGAUAUACCGAAGGAAUUGAAGGGACUCAAGUGGAUUGACGAGGAUCGAGUAUCUUACACGAAAAGUGAGAAUUCAAAGGAAACACAACACAUUGCAACGACAAUGAGAGGGACAUGCAGAAAGGCCCUUCCGAAUGAUUUAUUUGAUAGCUUUUUCAACGAAGUUAUAUCGAAGGAAGAAGGAGUAUAUUCCUGGGACACUCGUGGGCCACGAAUAUUUCAAACGUUACUUCUAAGCGAGCCUCCUGGUAUCAUUGCUAUCCAAGAGUACGAUUGCCAUGAUGUCCAAGCCGAAUACCGCAAACCAGGCUGUGUCGAGUCUUUUUCAGAGGCAAUGUCCGCAGUAGGAUACAGCGGAGUCUUCCUGAAGGAUCCUCUUUUGGGUAGAGGUCCACCUUCGGGUUUGGGAGUAUUUUGGAUGGAUAGUGAAUUUGAGACUUUAGCAGGCAAAACAGGUAUAGAGAGCCUUGAUUGUGGCGAAUUUGCCUUUGAUGAUUCAGUGUCAAAUAUCGACCUAGAAGAACAUUGGCACCCAAUAAAGCCGGACAACUCAGAUUUUGUAAUGAUGAAAGCCGCAGACCGACGCAAUGGUGCUCUUUGCCGCUUACGGCACAAGCGAAGUGGACGAAAGGUUGCCCUGUGCACUGCCCAUCUAAUGACAAAAUCAAGAGAUGGGUUGAAGACCAACAAAUUUCCCGGCGAAGUUAGAGCAUGUGAGUUGGCUGCUCUGAAACGACUUGUCGAAUCGACAACACAAGACGAUGAAAUUGUAGUUCUAGCAGGCGACUUCAACACCGACGCCAAAGAAGCGCUUGGCGUCUUUGCUGGAAAAUUCAAGUCAUCAGAUUCUGAAGAAGGAUGCGAAUUUCAAACUGGCUUCGAUGUCAAAUCAAAAACAUUCAGAUGGGGCCCUCAUGUGCUUCAAGAUGCAUUUGCAGAAACUCAUCAGUGGGGGGACGGUGUUGGAGCAGAAACGCACUGCACAUCUCGCAAUGCCAACCGGAUCGAAUGGAUUGACUACAUAUUUCACGAUGGUGUUCAACUAGAAACUUUGGAAUUGUCAAAGUGUGUUACUCCGCCUGCAUUGAUUCCUGAUGAACAAAAUCCCAGUGACCAUCUACCGCUAAAUGCCAAGUUCCGGCUGUUAUAG
This is a messenger RNA of Cylindrotheca closterium, 1410 nucleotides long. The record is from the annotation of a GenBank genome assembly. Lineage: Eukaryota; Bacillariophyta; Bacillariophyceae; Bacillariales; Bacillariaceae.